Messenger RNA from Protopolystoma xenopodis, 321 nucleotides. NCBI's taxonomy places the organism in Eukaryota, Metazoa, Platyhelminthes, Monogenea, Polystomatidea, Polystomatidae. The record is from the annotation of a GenBank genome assembly.
AUGAGGGUGCGCCUCCACAGCCGACCAUAUGGUCAAGUGGUCAAAUUCAUCUGCGUUCCAACUGACCUUUUCUCUCGACACCUCUCCCCUUCCGGCAGACAGACCCGCGGACCGACGGAGUAGUCCAGCGGCCGUCUGGACUCGGACAUUCGUCCAGCCUCGUCCCAGUUAUCCGAAACUGGCGAAAGAAAAGGCCCAACGCCCGGAAGGCCGGAGGCUGCGGAUGUGUCGGACGCUUGCGUCAUAAACGGUCCGGGUGGACAUGUGGCCGGUCAACAAGUCUCGGGCCCGUGUAGCCCGGCCCAAGAGAGGCAAGAGUAA